This is a messenger RNA of Ipomoea nil (Japanese morning glory), 1641 nucleotides long. Its product is annotated as protein FAR1-RELATED SEQUENCE 5-like. Gene Ontology annotation, molecular function: zinc ion binding. Gene Ontology annotation, biological process: regulation of DNA-templated transcription. The transcript is spliced from 2 exons. Lineage: Eukaryota; Viridiplantae; Streptophyta; Magnoliopsida; Solanales; Convolvulaceae. The coding region runs from base 1 to 1641 and encodes 546 amino acids. The record is from RefSeq and is a predicted model, not a curated record.
AUGGUGGGAGGGUUUACGGAUAUAGGAGCAACAUGCAUUGACUUCUGCAAUUUUUGGCGUGACUUAUUAGCCUAUAUAGCUGAGGCAAACGCCCAAAUGGUGAUUGAAGACAUGUUCAAAAGAAAAGAAGAAAAUCCGGACUUCUAUUUCGAUUUCGACAUAGACGAAGAAGCUCAGUUAUCUAGGUUAUUUUGGGCAGACGCAGAAUCACGAAGGAAUUAUGCUUGCUUCGGCGAUUUGAUGUCAUUUGAUGCUACAUACAGCACAAACAGAUGCAUUACAUUUGGUGCGGGCCUAAUUGCAAAAGAAGAAGUUGAGUCGUACGAGUGGCUAGUACAGAAGUUCAAAACCGCGAUGGAAUACACCACAAGAUGUACUAUAACUGACCAAGAUCUAGCACUAAAGAUAGUAAUGCCACAAGUUAUGCCAACAACUAGGCACAGAUUCUGUAUGUGGCACAUUAUGACAAAAGUAGGGGAAAAGGUAGGGGUUGCGUUGUGGCAUAACACCGACUUCAAGAAGGCACUGAAUAGUACCGUAUGGGAUGACACAUUGACCAUUGAUGAAUUCGAGAGAAAAUGGGACACACUUAUAAAAGACUACAAACGUGAGGAACAUAGAUUGUUUGCCCAAUUGUAUGAAGCGCGUGCAUCAUGGAUACUUGCGUACUUCAACGACAUAGAUAUGGGAGGACUCCUCAGGACAACUUCACGAUCAGAAUCAGAAAAUAGCUAUUUUGGUAAAUUUACAAACCACCACAGCAACUUGGUAGAAUUCAUAGCACAAUACAACAGUGCCAUCCGAGAACAAAGACAUAAGCAGCAACGACUCAUCGCAGAGAAUGAAGGUUCGUACGCUGAAACUAAAACCCCUUUGAGUAUUGAGAAUCACGCUGCUAAAGUGUACACCAUAAACGUAUUCUAUGAAUUCCAACAAGAGGUAUGGGAGGCCAGUUUCACGCGCCACAUCACCGACAAAAAGAACGUAGGUGACAUACGAACUUACAAAGUUGAGGAAACAAGAGUAAAAAUGUAUGAAGUAACCGAAGCCCCAAAUGAGGUGAAAAUAGAGUGUGCAUGCAAGAAAUUCAACCGUGUUGGUAUACUCUGCAAGCACGUGCUAGCUGUUAUGAAGGCAACAGGGUAUGAAUCAAUCCCAAAAAAGUAUAUUGUUCCACGAUGGAGAAGAGACGCAUGUGCACACCCACUAUACGAUGUGCCGUGGGAAAAAACAACCAAUAUCCCCACCACGAAUGAAGCAUCAAAAGUAGCCAAUCAACUUUGGAGCGAAUUCUACAACUGCAUGGGAUUAGUGAGUCGUUGGCCUAACAAAAUGGACCAAAUGUUGGCAACCUUGCAACAACUGAAACAAGACCUACAAAGUGAGCGGCAACAACCACACGAGAGUGGAAACACCGAAACUAUGUUCGAAACACUACUAGGAUCAAGCAAGCCAGGAGACAUACAAAUAAAACCACCCAAAGUCGCAAAGAACAAAGGAAGUGGGAAGAGACUCAAAAGCAACAAAGAGAAAGCAAUCACAAAGACCCAAAGGAAAAAAGAGAGGACAUGCAAUAUAUGCGACCUCCCAGGCCACAAUAGCCGCACCUGUCCAGAAAAGGUAGCACCAGACGAAGCUUAG